CUUCAGCAUCUUUUCCAAGGCGCGCUUUAAUGUGGAGUCACAGGCGUAUGGCGAAGCGAAGGGACGGGGGAGCAGCCCAGCGCCUACACAGAGCUUUACACUAAUAUGGGAUUUCACGGUGUGGACGUGGGAGGCGAUGUGAACUUCCACAGACUUCUCUGACCUCUCGAGUGGUACGCCGAGCAGGGAGGGCUGAACUCAGACCGCCUCUACAGGGUUUCCACAUUAUUUCCCCCUGACUGGACUGGAAUUCAAAGAUGCCAAUCUUGGAGAAAGAGACGGCCAGAGACCGAGACAGCCAAGUGUUGCCAAAGGUCCCUGUGCCACCACUGAAACAAACCCUCGACACAUAUUUGAAGUGCGUCCAACACUUGGUAAAGGAGGAGCAGUUUAAGAAAACAAAGGCCAUCGUAGAGAAGUUUGGGGCUCCUGGAGGUGUCGGAGAAGUUCUACAAAAGAAACUCUUAGAGAGGAGGGACAAGACGACCAACUGGGUCUAUGACUACUGGCUGGAGGACAUGUACUUAAACAACAGGUUGGCCCUACCUGUCAACUCCAGUCCUGUCAUGGUGUUUCCUAAGCAGACAUUCAGAGAUCAUAAAGAUGCCCUCAGAUUUGCUGCUCGUCUCAUCAGAGGAGUGUUGGAGUAUAAGGCUCUCAUUGAUGCGCGAGCGCUGCCAGUGGACUUUGCUCGAGGCCAACUUGCUGGGACUCCUCUGUGCAUGGAGCAGUACUAUCGCCUCUUCACCUCCUACCGCUACCCAGGGCUAAAGACAGACGUGCUCAAGGUCCAGAUGAACGCAGCCUCAUCGGUGCCAGAGCACAUCAUUGUGGCGUGCAAGAACCAGUUUUUCGUGUUGGAUGUAGUCGUGAAUAGCAAGCAGCUCAAUGAGACGGAGAUCUUAUCCCAGCUGGAGAAAAUCACGAAAAUGGCUGAAAACGCUGAAGAGAGACUUCCUCCUGUUGGUAUCCUGACCUCUGAUGGGAGAACAGAAUGGGCACAAGCCAGAGAUGCACUAAUAAAAGAUCAAACCAACAGAGACUCUCUGGCUCUGAUUGAGAGCUGUAUGUGUGUGGUGUGUCUGGAUGAGCCCAGUGGCCUGGAGCCUAGGGAUACCACCAGGGCCCUGCUUAUGCUGCAUGGUGGCGGACGUGAGAAGAAUGGGGCAAACCGCUGGUAUGACAAGUCAAUGCAGUUUGUUGUAGGAAUGGACGGGGUAUGUGGAGUCGUGUGCGACCACUCGCCAUUUGAGGGAAUUGUUCUGGUGCAGUGUUCUGAAUACGUGAUGAAAUACAUAACAGGGAGUCCAUCUAAAAUGGCGAGAGCGUCCAGCAUCAGAGAGCUUCCCCCUCCAAGAAGGCUGCUCUGGAAGUUUAACCCACACAUCCAAGGACACUUAGCAGCCGCCGGAGACAGAUUGCAGAGGCUGGUGAAUAACCUUGACAUGGAUGUUUUCAAGUUCAAGGUUUAUGGGAAAGAAUUCAUCAAAAAACAAAAGAUGAGUCCAGAUGCGUUCAUACAAGUUGCCUUACAACUUGCAUUUUUCAAAUGCAGUGGAAGGCUCGUGUCCACUUAUGAGAGUGCAUCCAUUCGGCGUUUCCAAGAAGGUCGGGUUGAUAACAUUCGCUCUGCCACCCCUGAGGCCCUGGCCUUUGUGAAGUCCAUGACAGAUGAGAGGGCCACUUUCACCGAUUCAGAAAAAAUGAAGCGAUUGAGGGAUGCAAUUAAUGCCCAGACAAAUUAUACAAUUGCAGCUAUUACAGGAAUGGCAAUAGACAAUCAUCUCCUCGGGCUUCUGAGGAUCGCAAAGGAGCUCAACAUGGAGAAACCAGAGAUCUUCUGUGAUGAGACAUAUUUGGCCAGUAACCAGUUCAUCCUUUCUACUAGUCAGGUCCCUACCACAGUAGAAAUGUUCUGUUGCUACGGCCCGGUGGUGCCCAAUGGCUAUGGCGCCUGUUACAACCCGCAGUCAGACCACAUCAUCUUCUGUGUGUCUAGUUUCUGGGAGAACACAGGGACGAGCUCGGCCGUAUUCGUCAAAGUCCUGAACGAGGGCCUGCUGGAAAUCAGGGACCUGUGCAAUAGAGGCAGCGCUGCAGCUACCAAACUGGCUGAUUGCAGCCAGGGAGCCGGCCAGCCUCAUAAAUCAGGGAAGUAAGCCAUACUGAGGAAGCACGCCUACUCAGCUGCUUCACUCAACACUCUUAGACUUAGACUUUAGCUUUAGACUCAGUAGUUGAGAGGCCUUCGUGUGUCUUUGUUGUCUGUGCAAUAGUGUUCCUUUAACAACAAAAUACAAAGCCUUAAAGUUCAUAAACAGUAUGUAAAUAUUAAAAAAUGUGAAUGAAAACUGGAAAACAGUUUUCUUUGGAUGUGUGUGUAGACAUUAGAAUGAUUUCGGGUCCAACAUUGAUCCCGCUUGACUCAGUAGACUGAGAGUAACUGGUCUGCUGCCUUUAGGAAACUGAAGCCAUGCCCGCUUUGUAGCACUGAUGUGAUAGGGAAACUAUCCUCUAUCAGAGAGUGAACUGAGUGAUCCCAAUGUACAUAGAGUAGUAACGUAAUAGACAUGACAGGAUUCUGUAAAAAAAAUAAAAUCAAACACUAUAUUUAAGUGACUUAUAACAAUUAUGACAUCCUGUAAAUGUGAUCCUGCCAACCUGUUUCACUUUGUGUGUUCAAUAGACUGGAUACUAUAAAAACAAUUUUAAUGUGCUAAAGUUAUUUUUUACUCUUCAGCAGUUAUGUGCAAUUUUUGAUUCCACUGACACCAUAAGGUUGCCAAAGAGGUUGUGUGUAUGUAAAGUCUGUCUGAUGAGGCACUUUAAGAUAUUUACAUAAAGAUAUGAAUGAAUAACUGAACAGUAAAUGUAGAGGACUGAUUAUAAGUAAUGUGUUUAAAGGGAAAACAUAUGUGAUAUGGUUUCAGUGGCACAUUUGAAAUCAUCUAGUUGUACUGUAUGUAUGUGUUCUAUAUUAUAGCAAUAGUUAAUAAGUGUAUUGAGUGCUACUUUAUAAGAAAAAUACAGUCCAGUGGUCACUGAGGCAAACCACUGUGUUCAUGUGAUUUUUAUUUGCACUUAGAGGUAGAAUAAGGGUAGGGAUGUAUUGUCAUAGUGUAAUUUGUGCAAUAGUAAAAUGGCAAGUGAAGUGAGGGUAUAUGUGCAAUUUACCAAAUCAAUAUUAGAUGCAUGAAGCUUAUUUAAUAUUAAAUUAACUAUAGUUGCUAUUUUUGAUAUUCAAAGAUACCGGAUAAUAUCUGUAACAUUAGAAUAAAUUGGCAAUCUGCUGUUUUGGUCCAAAAUAUUGAUUCAAAGUGUGCUGUGGAUCCUUUUAAAAAGUAUAUUUGUAUCAGUCUUGUUUCAAUCUGUCAUGUUACAUCAAAUCAAAUCAGUGGUGAAAAUGUGAGGAUAUUUGUUGUCCUGUGUCCAGAUGACACUUGUUUGUUAUGUAUCUAUCAUCAGCCAAAGUGAAUGUGAACCAUGUAGAUCAAGAAAAGACUAUAAGCGACAGACAUGCAUGUUUAUUCUUACAUACUAACUGUAUUUUUAUACUGUAUGUUCACAUGAAAAGCUUAUAUAAUGAUAUAUUAAAAUGUGGUAAAGGGUACACAUAAGUAACAAAAAUGCCUUAAAAUAAAGUGAUGCAAACUGUUUUCCAUCAUUCCUGUCGGAUGUGAUAUUCUGUAAGUGUUUUACCUCUGAUGUUAAUUUGAUCGGUUUGUACUUGGUGUUUGCUGUCUAAUGUCAGUGAUACAUGUAAAAGAAUGUAAUACUUGUUAUGUGUUUUUCAGUGAGUUUUCUCUUUGUCUCAUUCAUAAAAUGUAACUAAUAAUCCCUGUGAGUAAAUCAGGCUGUUAUAUCUACAGUAUUGUCCCAGAGUAUAGUAAUAAUAUGGCCUGAUAAAUUAACGUUACACUCAUCCAUGAAAACGUUUGUGCGAGUGGUAAUUAAUGUGUAACACUUUAUUGAUAGGGAAAAUAUAGUAUUUUAUUAAGUCGUUAAAUAUUCAAUGAAUGUUCAGUAAAAACUCAUAUGUUUCUCAUUAUGAAAAAGAAAACAAAAAGGCUUAUUUAUUUUUUUAGGCUACAAUAAUAUUUUGUUGAUUUAAAUUGUAAUGAAACUGUGGUGUAGCAAAAACUAAUAUUCAACUCCAUAAAUAAAUAAACCUCAAACAAUGAUA
Molecule: messenger RNA, 4183 nt
Organism: Dicentrarchus labrax (European seabass)
Lineage: Eukaryota; Metazoa; Chordata; Actinopteri; Moronidae
Product: choline O-acetyltransferase-like
Exons: 15
Coding region: 258-2159 (633 amino acids)
Biological process (GO): neuromuscular synaptic transmission; acetylcholine biosynthetic process
Cellular component (GO): cytoplasm; neuron projection
Molecular function (GO): choline O-acetyltransferase activity
Source: RefSeq, a predicted model, not a curated record